AUGGCUUCUUCAUAUUCAUCUUCCAUCAGAACAUGGGCAUUUGUCCUCUUACUACUACACCUCUCCUCCUCAUUCAACAACUUGGCUGCCAAACACGGUUCCUCCAUCAAACAUGGUUCCUCCGCCAAACAUGGUUCCUCCAUCACCCGUCACCACCACCACAACCACCUCCCCAUAAAGGCCAUAACCAACCCCAGACUCCACAAUGCUUACAUUGCCCUGCAAGCUUGGAAAAAUGCAAUCUACUCUGAUCCAAAGAAUUUUACUACCAAUUGGGUUGGCCCCUCUGUGUGCAAUUACACAGGCGUGUACUGUGCACCAUUUCCUCAUGACACAAAAAUCCAAGUUGUCGCGGGCAUUGACCUCAACCAUGCUGACAUAGCUGGUUUCUUGCCAGAUGAACUAGGCCUCCUCUCUGAACUUGCACUGAUUCAUCUAAAUAGUAACCGAUUCUGUGGCAUCAUCCCGCAAACUUUAGCCAAUCUUACUCUACUCUUCGAGCUUGAUCUCAGUAACAACCGAUUUGUAGGCCCUUUCCCUUCUGUUAUCCUCUCUCUUCCUACUCUACGAUACCUUGAUCUUCGUUUCAACGAGUUUGAAGGACCAUUGCCCCCACAACUCUUCACAAAAAAGUUUGACGCUAUAUUUCUUAAUGACAACCUUUUUACCUCUAUGAUCCCAUCGAAUUUAGGGUCAAGCUCGGCUACUGUGGUGGUAUUUGCUAACAACAAAUUCGGAGGAUGUCUCCCACCAAGUAUAGCUGACUUUGCCAAUAGUUUAGAAGAGUUUAUCAUGACCAAUACCAGUUUGUUAGGGUGUUUACCACAUGAGGUUGGAUUUCUAUACAAACUGAGAGUACUUGAUGUGAGUUAUAACAAAAUAGUUGGUCCAAUACCUUAUAGCAUUGCAGGGUUAGCUCACUUGGAGCAGCUAAAUUUAGCCCAUAACAUGAUGAGUGGGAUUGUACCAGAGGGAAUAUGUGUUUUGCCUAAUUUGGAAAAUUUCACGAUAUCGUAUAAUUUUUUCUGUGAGGAGGAGGGGAUUUGCUGUAAUUUGACAUCAAAAGGCAUUGCAUUUGAUGAUCGACGAAACUGCUUGCCAGAAAAACCUCUUCAGAGGACCAAAAAGGUAUGUGAAGCAGCCCUUGAGCAUCCUGUUGACUGCUUUGAGUAUCAUUGUGCUGCUACUGCUACUGCUGGUGCUACAACGCCUUCGCCUCUGCCUCCUAGCCACUCCUAG
This is a messenger RNA of Ilex paraguariensis (yerba mate), 1239 nucleotides long. Lineage: Eukaryota; Viridiplantae; Streptophyta; Magnoliopsida; Aquifoliales; Aquifoliaceae. The record is from the annotation of a GenBank genome assembly.